Messenger RNA from Dermacentor albipictus, 2159 nucleotides. The record is from RefSeq and is a predicted model, not a curated record. NCBI's taxonomy places the organism in Eukaryota, Metazoa, Arthropoda, Arachnida, Ixodida, Ixodidae.
GAAGAGUUGUUGCGUGCUCUUCCCUCGCAAGCGUGCGUGACUCCAGCUAUAUUGGGCACGUGCUGACCUUCAAUUACGUUGGUCAAGGAAGCGGCCGGACGGAUGGGUUGACUGGCUUUAUGCACAGAACUGUUGGCGCGUCUACAAAUUGCACAACAUUUGACACAUCGUAACGAUACGGUCAUGGUAACGUCGUGUUAGAUUACUUUUGUUUUCCAGUUGCUACUGGAGGCACAGACGUUUCAGGGUAAGCUUUGUGCGAACGUAACAUCGUCGCUAGUAACACGAUGGAUAUCAUGCCCACGAUACAGCUAAGUGGCGCAACCACCGUGUUUCCCUGGCACCAUGAGCGCACACGUUGGAAACAAGCACGCAAGUGGCGUGGUUUCCAGCCUUGACCGAGGCUGUACGCGGUACUGCACGGCUUCCUGUUUAAGCGUCCCGUUUCACACCCAAAGAAGGCCGCUAAGUGAGCCACACCUGUCGAUAUUACCAUGCUGUGUUGUGUGCGCAUGUUACCCGGAAUGGAGCAACCGCGAAGGAGGCAGGCGUUUGAGACAGAGAAUACCGAUGAAAACCGAUACAAGUAGCAACGAAGUGCAGCACGCUGUUGUGAGAACGCCGACGGGUGCGACCUACUUGAGAGUGUUCCUAGCCCGUGGCAGAAGCAGAGGGGCGGAGAAAUUAACGAAAGAAAGGAGGGCUAGAGAGCGAGUUGUGCGAGAACACCGAAGACUGCAAGAGGCGGUGAACCCUCCGAAAGCGAAAGGGAAGACACUGCAGAAAACCGGAUCCGGACGUUCUCUCCCACCGGCGCAGCCAUCUCUCCAAAGGAAAGACAUCGCCCUCUGCUGCUGCUGCGUCGUUUCUUAGACCGGACACGCGGCUAGCAGACGACACGCGAGCGACGUCGUCAACGGCUGCCCCGCUGUGGUUUUCCCGAACCCCGUCGGCCCAACCAGUCAACUCUGUGCACGCUUGCAUUCGUCUGUGUCAACGUCAGCGGAAGGGGCUGUUCUCAGCUGUCUCAUUCAAUCAUCACGUCUCGCAGGCUCUACAAGACCGCCACCGUAAAGACCCGCCGAGACACCGCGGAAAUUGCAUGAUGCAGAUCACACCCGCAAUGGUCUGCGGUACCUCAAUCGUCUGCUCGAUGAACGGUACUCCGUAACGGAAUUCGAUUGAACCUCAAUCUGCUUUGAAGAGGACAUUUGUUACAAUUCGGUGGCCUCGCGUGCGACGUGUCGCUGGUGACGUUCUGGCUGCGAACCUGGUCAAGCUGCCUCGUGGGGAACAUAGAAAGAUAAGAGGAAUCUGAAAGGCUGCCGAACGCGCGAGCAUCCCUGGCGUGAACGAAGCGGCGGCAUUGCGCGCACUCCGAUCAACCAUGGGCCCCGUGUUGGCGCGAAUGAACUCGCUCACCGAGGGCGGCUUCUGCAUCUCGGUGGUAACGGGCGACCGACGUGGGGCCGGCACCGAUGCCAACGUCUGGAUGCGGUUGCACGACGUCGACGGCCGGAAGUCUCCCGUGAUCACGCUCAACCACACCUUCAAGAACGACCACGAACGAGGCGAAACGUCGUCCUUCUCCAUCAAACCAAUCCACAAUUUCGGAGCGCUCGCCAAGGUGGAAGUAUGGCGCGACAGCUUCGGAUUCGGCCACGCAUGGUUCGUAGACCGCAUUGAGGUUCAGGACCAGUUGUCGGGUGAGCUGUACGUGUUCCCCUUCCACCGGUGGCUGCCAUCCGAGAUGCACUUUUUUCUCGCACUCUACGACUGUGUGCUGCCCCACGAUGACCCACACCAGGACCAGCGGAGACAGGAACUGCAGCGGAAACGCAAGCUGUACCGCUACAAGGCCUGGAUCCCGGAGGGACCCACACAGUCCUACCGCCUUCCCGAGGAUGAACAGUUUAGUCACGAAUACAAGUGGGACAUCGUGUCGAUGAAGGCAAGGAUGAUGGUCGAAACCAAACUUAUCAUGAUCAAGGUCACCCACUGGGAGUCCAUGGACGACCUGCGCCGGGUCUACAAGUACAGCCUUGGAGAGCCCAGAGUAAGUUCCUGAAGCAAAUCGCUUCUUGGCAAACGUUGAGCGGCAUCUUGUUUGCAGAGCCCACAACGCAGCUGCUAUGUCUCAGAAACUGAGACAGCAGUAU